AUGACAUUCCAGCCAUUCACUUCAUCUCCCUGGACCCAGUUUACUCCUCAAAGCUCCUCCACCACUAUUGCUGGACCAUCUACACUUCAUCGUAGUCGCCAAACUACUCCUGGCAAUACACCUCCAUCGGGUGACGCAAGUCCAGUAGUGGCUACUCCAAAUGAGCAACCUUUAUGGUCUGAAAAAUACCGAAGUCUGUCUACUUCCAAUAUCGGCGCAAUAAGUCAAGGAUUGGCUCUCACAUCAAUCGGGUAUAACGAGCAUCGAAAAGUUCUCGGUGACCUCCCCUCUCAUGGGAACCAGAUAACUCCACAUGCUCUAGCAUCACCUUUUAUGCCCGGAGUUAACAGUGGCACUUGGGGUCCACCCAUCCCUGCGAAGCAUACUCAACACCAACAUCAACAUGAGAACAAGGUUUCUUUGGAACAGCGUCUCGCAAUUGCCGAAGACAAAAUAAGGGAGUUGACCUUUGAGAAUCAGAAAUUGAGGGAGAGAAAUUCUUAUCCGAACCAUAAUCCCAGAGCUUAUACAUCCCCGUCUAUCAGUUCUCGAUCCUCCAUGAUCUUUGAUAACAUCAACCCUUCAUUCAUCACCACCGGGUACGGCCAGGUGGCCGGUCUUGGGUUACAGAGAUUCGAAGAUCCAGAACUGUGUUUUGACCCCACGCGUUUCAGCAGUAGACCGGAUGAUCAUAUUGACAAAGCGUCGUACAUCGCUCCUGCACAUAUCAUCCAACCUAUACUUCAAGGUACCUUCAGCUUCACGAAUCUACCUGACAAUUUCAUCAGACCGAUCGUUUGGAUCAUUGCUCACAGGAUACCCAAAGGUAGUUCUGAAAGUACGGGAUUAAAAGCUGCUGUUAACGCUCUGUCCACUCGUCUUGGUAUCCCUCGGACAGUGGGCUCCGGCGCCAUCCUCGUCCAGUCGAUCCUGGACUGGGCUAAAGCACUUUGUUUCACAUCUUGCGGAAACUAUCUUUGCCAGCAAUUGCUUGAAAAAGGAGAUACGGAGGACAAGGUAGCAUUCAUCAAAGAAAUUCAGGAGGACGUGGUGAGUAUUGCGAGCGACAAAUUUGGUACCCAUGUCUUGUGCAAAGCCAUUGUGAUCAAAGAGCUUGAGGAACCUAUCUCGGAAGCCUUGAUCAAAUUCGGAGUCUUUGAUUCUAUGAGGAGCGGUGCCAGAAGGCUUUGGAGAGAAUACCUUGAAUUGUGCAGACAAGCAAAGCAAUUUGGCAUUUUUGAGAGAAUCAACGACGAGAUGUCUGGACGUUGGUGCGAAUUAGCCUGUGUCAACGAGCACGGCUCCAUUGCUGUCCAGCAGGUUUUUGAAGUAUUUGGAUCACAAGAACUAAUGGAACCGUGUUUCAAGGAAAUCUUGGAUGACAUUGCUCGUGUAGCCAAUAAUCAAUUCGGACAUUUUGCCAUAACAAAACUUAUUGGUUAUCCUCAGACCCACCGUCGUACAUGUGACGCAAUUCUGACAUCAUACCCGCCCGUUGCUGUCACCCAUCAUGGAGUCAAUUUUGCAAAAAUUGCUGUGACUGAAGAUCUUCGAAUAAACGUACCCAAAUAUGCGAAUGCAAUCUGCGCGCAUGAUGACGGCAGAACACCAGGUUUAGUCGCAAUCGCCACAUCAUCCAUUGGCAAAGCGCAUCUUGCUUUCAUUUCAUCCUACUUCUCUGCCGCGGAACACGCUCGGGUUCGACAGACCUGUCGAGCCUUUAGCACCACUUUACGAAACUCCCAGAGCGGAAACGAUCUUCUUCGAUCUUUGGGUCUUAUGCACGCUACGGGAGCACGAAAUCGGGCGGGAAGCAAUUAG
Molecule: messenger RNA, 1821 nt
Organism: Kwoniella shivajii
Lineage: Eukaryota; Fungi; Basidiomycota; Tremellomycetes; Tremellales; Cryptococcaceae
Exons: 18
Coding region: 1-1821 (606 amino acids)
Biological process (GO): post-transcriptional regulation of gene expression
Cellular component (GO): cytoplasm
Molecular function (GO): mRNA binding
Source: RefSeq, a predicted model, not a curated record